Molecule: messenger RNA, 2441 nt
Organism: Panicum virgatum (switchgrass)
Lineage: Eukaryota; Viridiplantae; Streptophyta; Magnoliopsida; Poales; Poaceae
Product: B3 domain-containing protein LOC_Os12g40080-like
Exons: 7
Coding region: 790-2304 (504 amino acids)
Molecular function (GO): DNA binding
Source: RefSeq, a predicted model, not a curated record
CGGUGACUCUUUUGUCCCUGGUUUGAAACUUUUAUUUCAGACAGUUCUGGUAUUUUUUUAGUGUUAAGUGCGGUUACUUGUGACUUUUGAGCUUCCCCUUACUAUUUCCGAAAUCUUUGCACUUCCGCUCUUAAAAUCAUUGUUGUGGAUUUUUGAGUUGUGACAAUUGAUGUCUGCAAUUCAUGUUUGGCUAUUUUCUUCUGGUGGGUUACUGUGUCACUUCUGGGUCCCUUUUUGUUUCUGAGACUUUUGUAAUCCCAAUAAACGUCAUUGUUUUCUUCAGUACCGAGUACAGCUGAUAACUUCAAGAUUUUUAAUAUUUUUUGUCCAUUUCAGUGUUUUAUUGGGUCAGUUGUUGGCUGAAGAAAAAUUUGGGAUCAUGUUCUCCGUUUCUCCUUGAACAGUUGAACUUACUAAAAGACGGAACUGGAACUAGCAUAUGUCAGCAGAUUCCUUGCAGCUUUUGGUUCUCAGUAACUCUAGAAACUCUAGAUUCUCAGUAUAAGUAGUCAUGGCAUGCUUUUUUCUGCACCUAGUUUCAGUGAAGUUAUGAUUACCAACGUUGGAUAAUAUGCUAGAGUGAAAACACAGCUUAACCCCACGGGAAAGCAGGUACACCAUCCACACUUGUAGGCACUAGGCAGCGUGUUUAUUGGCUCAUUCAAAGUGCUGCCUAGCCCUGUAUCUAGUCCCGGCGUUUCUUGGCCAUCUUGUGUUGAGUCUGCUUCUCUGCAGGACGAUCGACUUGUAGAGCUUGUUUCCAAGGAUCAUAGGAGAGGAGGUAACAGGAUGAACAAAUCUCACACUGUGUGCAAGGAGUGUAUUGCAAACCAUUAUUGGCACCACAUGGAUGACCGGAAGCGUUUCUUCAAGGUUUUGAUGGGUGAUUUCAAAAAUGGACUGACCAUACCGAGAAAGUUUGUGGCCAACAUCAGAGAGCAUUUAUCUGAAGAAGUCAAACUAGAGGCACCAGAUGGCAAAACAUAUACUGUUCAGGUUGCUAGAGAACAUAAUGAAUUGGUCCUUCGGUCUGGAUGGUCAGAUUUUUCCUGUGCUUAUGAACUUAAAUUAGGCGACUUAUUAGUGUUCAGAAACAGUGAUAAAUCCCACUUCAAAGUCCGAAUAUUUGAUCCAAGUGGUUGUGAGAAAGAGCUUUCCUGUGUUCUGAUGGAUGGUGGUCCUUGUGUGCAAGAAAGGAAAGUUUCUAAUGGUAAUCAUAUGCAGUCAUCAACAGGCAAAAGGUUUGCAAUUGGUAACCCAAGCGUCAGUAAGAAAACUUCGAAGACAAACCCAACCGACUCUCCUUCACAGAAAAAAAAUGAACAUGUCCCAUCUUCUGAAGGCACUCAGAAGCCCACGAAUUCAGGUGGUGGCGUCCAGAAGCGCACCAAGUCUUGCAUUGUCUUGCCAACUGGAUACGAUAUGACAAGUGAGCAAAGAGCUCAAAUUACCACCCUUGAGCAGAAAAUUCAACCCGAACCUCCUUUUUACAUCACAGCCAUGCACAGGAGAAGUGUGGUUUCUGGAAUUCUGGCCAUCUCCAAGGAUUAUGCCAUGAAACACCUCGCAAACAAAAGUGGGAUCAUCCAGCUUUCUCAGCUUGAUGGUAGCAAGACAUGGGCCAUAAAUUUGGACAUAACCACUAAAGGGGACUGCGCUGUGUCUACUGGCUGGAUGGACUUCAUUCGCGAUAAUAAGUUGCGAGAAGGUGAUAUCUGCAUUUUUCAACCAUCAAAGAGCAAGAAUGGAGUGACACUGAUAUAUCAUCCUCUUGAAGAAAACCAUCGCCUGCAGCCACUAGGACAUAUCCCUUCAACUAAGACCAUGAGUCCUAGGCAUGGAGUCCCUAAGCCCCCAUACAUAUUACCGUGGCGCAGAACUCUGAGUGAUCAGCAGAUGAGUGAAUUGGACAAGAAAGUUGAAGCUAUUCAGUCCAAGAUCCCCAUUUAUGUGGCCGUUAUGCAUAAUUCCAAUACUGCCCGCAACAACAUGUGCCUUUUGGAAUUCGGUAGAGACUACGCAACAAAGUAUCUUCCUCCUGAGAGCCAGACUAUGAGGCUUCGACGCCCGGGUCCCUUCAAGGACGGUACAUGGGAGGCUGUACUCCGGGUCCAGAACAGGAGGUACAUCCUUGGUCGAGGCUGGAGGCAGUUUGUGGAUGACAACAAGCUGAAACCAGGCGACCUCUGCCUCUUCAACCUGAUGACAAACACAAAGCAGCUGACAAUGAACGUCCACAUUAUCCGACUCCGAGAGAGGUCGACUACUCGAUUAGUUGAUCGGCACCAGAGCUGUUCGUGCUGAUGCGUCCCUGAAAAUAGCAGCACUUUUGUGUCAGAAAUGCUCAUUUCGCUGCUUGCUGUGGCUACCUUUGUUCCAUAACUUGUCCAACCUGCAGCAUGAAACUCUGAAUGUGAUGAACUCUGAACUUUUUUUUUUUU